AACUGGGUGGCAUGUUGCAAGACAAAUAAUCAUUCCUGUUUGGCAGCUUCACCUGUUGGGUUGUAGGAACUGACCAACCGGAGUCCCCAAGUCACGCCAAGAUACAGUGGCAGGAGGUAGCUGCCUCGCUGAAGGGAGAGCAUGCUGGCCAUCAGGGAACAAGGUCAGCCUUGCACUUGGGCCUCCUCUGACCAGUGCUGACCGGGAUUUCCUGACCUACUGGCUCUUUCAAGGACCCCUCCUGCUGCCUUGAGUUGCAGAUCUCAGCUCCAGGCUGUAAGAAAAUUGGGAGGAUUACCAAAGCGGCAUGGAUCCAGACAGUGACCAACCCCUGAACACCCACGAUAUUGCUGCCUUUCACAAACCCCGCAGCCCCCAGGAGAUCUUCAAGAAGGUGGGGAUCCCCAUCAUUGCAGUGCUGCUGAGCCUGGCAGCCAUCGCGACUAUAGGCAUCCUCAUCAAAGUGGUUCUGGACAGAUACUAUUUCAUCUGUGGAAGUCCUCUGGCCUUCAUUCCGAGGGAGCAGGUGUGUGAUGGCCACCUUGACUGUGCCUUGGGGGAGGAUGAGGAACACUGUGUCAGGAACUUCCCCGAGAAGCCUGGAGUGACAGUCCGACUCUCCAAGGAUCGAUCAACCCUGCAGGUGCUCGAUGCAGCCACAGGAACCUGGGCCUCUGUCUGUUUUGACAACUUCACAGAAGCUCUGGCCAAGACAGCCUGCAGACAGAUGGGCUAUGACAGCCAACCCACUUUCAGAGCAGUGAAGAUUGGUCCAGACCAGAAUCUCACCGUAGUUCAAGUCACAGAAAACAACCAGACACUUCAGAUGCAAAACGGAAGUGGGUCCUGCCUCUCCCUGGUUUCCCUGAGCUGCCUCGAAUGUGGAAGAAGCCUGAAGACUCCGCGUGUGGUGGGCGGGGUGGAGGCUUCCGUGGAUUCUUGGCCGUGGCAGGUCAGCAUCCAGUAUGACAGGCAGCACACCUGUGGUGGGAGCAUCCUGGAUCCCCACUGGAUCCUCACAGCGGCCCACUGCUUCAGGAAGCACCUUGAUGUGUCCAACUGGAAGGUGAGGGCUGGCUCAGAGAAACUGGGCCACACUCCGUCCUUGCCUGUGGCCAAGAUCUUCGUCACCAAGCACAAUGCCCUGCACCCCAAAGAGAAGGACAUUGCCCUCAUCAAGCUGCAGGUGCCACUCACAUUCUCAGAUACUGUCAGGCCCAUAUGCCUGCCUUUCCCUGAUGAAGAGCUCACCCCAGGCACACCACUUUGGGUCAUUGGAUGGGGUUUUACAGAGCAAAAUGGAGGGACAAUGUCUGACGUGCUGCUGCAGGCCUCAGUCCAGGUCAUUGACAGCACCCGGUGCAAUGCAGAGGAUGCCUACCAGGGGGAAGUCACUGCUGAGAUGGUGUGUGCGGGUACCCCACAAGGUGGCGUGGACGCCUGCCAGGGUGACAGUGGUGGGCCUUUGAUGUACCACUCUGGACAUUGGCAGGUAGUAGGCAUCGUGAGCUGGGGUUAUGGCUGUGGGAGCCCAACUACCCCUGGAGUGUACACCAAGGUCACUGCCUACCUCGACUGGAUCUACAAUGUGCGGAAGUCUGAGUUGUAACACUGCUGUCCACCACAUCGGAAAGCUGCUUCCCCUCAGACCUGCCCACUGCCUGACCCCUCAAAGUCGGACGCAGGACACGGGCCUCCUUAUACACAACUCUGGUGUUUCCUGCAGUAACCAAGGACCCAGACACACAAUGCAGAGGUGCCCAGAAGGAAUUCAGAUGUGAUAGCUCAGCCACCCAUGCUUCUCCCAUAACCCCAGGCAGACUUGAAGUCCACUGAGGGGAAGCCAGAUCAUUGACUCAAUUCUCAGAUGUGUUAUUCCGUCAAGGAGGCUCUCCCUUCCACUGAAGGGAUGGAAGUCAGCUCUCUCUUGAGAGCCCAUAUCACUAAGAGCCCAGUCAAGGAGAAAAAGGCCUAAGAGGUCUUUGUCUUCUUUGCCCAUUCCCAAAACCACUGCAGCAGGAAACCAUCAGUUCUGGUGGAAGAUGUAGUUGACUGUUGUCUGUUUUGUAACUGUUACCACAUACCAUCGUGCUCAUGGUCAUUAAACAGGUAUGAGAAAUCUUUGCCAUAGGCUUCCUGGAUGGCUUGAUAAGAAUCCGAUGAAGACUAUCACACCUUUUAGUCUUUGACCUGGUGUUGUGUGACUGUUCCCUGGAAAAUUCGACACAGAUAGAGCACCAAGAACAAACCAAAGAAAUUAUUUCAACCAAGUCUAGAUUGCUGAAUCAAUUAGUUUUGGGGCAUUGCUUGCAGGUUAAUGGGUAACUGCAUCACCAAAAAGUCUACCCCUAGCAUAGAUGAUAAUACAUGAAGGAGAUAUCAUUGAAGAUCUCUGCCCAACAUUCAGACUGAUACACUGACAUCAUGUCCUGUGUAUCCACCUUUCCUGGAAAUUGGUGACUGCUUAUAUAUACUUGGAAAGGGCCUCAUGAUUUUUAUGACUCUCUGGGAUUCUUGUACCUUGUAGGUUUAAUAAACUACACUUUUCUUUGGCUUUCUA
Mesocricetus auratus (golden hamster) is the source of this 2560-nucleotide messenger RNA. It is a transcript of the gene Tmprss4, whose product is annotated as transmembrane serine protease 4. Gene Ontology annotation, molecular function: serine-type endopeptidase activity; protein binding. The coding region runs from base 308 to 1609 and encodes 433 amino acids. Lineage: Eukaryota; Metazoa; Chordata; Mammalia; Rodentia; Cricetidae. Gene Ontology annotation, cellular component: membrane. The transcript is spliced from 13 exons. Gene Ontology annotation, biological process: proteolysis. The record is from RefSeq and is a predicted model, not a curated record.